AUGGUAGGACGCCGCCUUUGCGUUCUACUCGUGGCGCUGACGCUUUGCUGCUGUUUCCUACCCGGAGUCCAAGGCUCAUGUCCGUCCAAAUGCAACCGCCACGGAACUUGCGGAAGCGACAACACAUGCACGUGCUUUCCUGGUUACACUGGCUAUGACUGCAACUCUCGAGCUUGUCCGAAAGGAGCUCCGUGGGUCGACUUUGCCACGGGUCAGGACUCGGUCCGCUCUGUUGCUCAGGAAUGCUCCAACCGAGGCUUCUGCAAUCGCAGCAGUGGGAAAUGCGAAUGUGAUGAAGGAUUCGCUGGUCCUGCUUGUGAGCGUUUGCAGUUAUGCCGUACAAAUUGUAAUGGCCACGGCAAAUGUUUGUCCAUGCGAGCGAUGGCGGCUACCAAGAAUGACUACAACCUCAUCUACUCGGCCACGUACGACACGCCCUGGGACGCUGAUCGGAUUUAUGGCUGCGUGUGCGAUCACGGCUAUACCGGUGCGGAUUGCUCUCUACGUCAAUGUCCGUACGGGGAUGACCCCAUCUCGACUGGACAAGUUGAUGAGGUGCAGUCCGUCUCCUGUCUUUGCAAUGGCUGCACAGGGACGUUUACAUUGAGUUUUCGUGGAGAGACAACGCGUCCAUUAGAUGGGAAUGUCGAUACGGCAGCAACUUUAAAGGCUGCAUUGGAAGACUUGAUAACGAUCCGUGGAGUAUCUGUCUCUUUGAAUGGAGGAACGACUUUGUGUGACUCGGACGGUGUAUCCGCGAUGAUCACGUUCACAUACGAACAUGGAGACGUACCGGCACUAGUUAUUGGUUCGUCACUCUCAGGGGGAACCAGCUCACUUACGGUGGAAACAGAUGGAACACAAGCCGCGUAUGGCCCCACUCCACCGCUGACAGUACGCGGAACCAAAGAGUGGCUCGAGUGCUCUGGUAGAGGAACUUGUAACACUCUUCUUGGUCUUUGUGCGUGUGCGACAGGCUUUGGACCCAGCGACGGAUUGGGUGGCUCAGGGAAUAUCCUGGACUGCGGAUACUACAGCGGUAGCGGCUUGACUACUUGCGCAGGAAUUUUCGGAUCGGUGACGCGCUGCUACAACCAUGGAAGAUGCCAGGGUGCACCGCUCUACCAAUGCUUGUGCGAUGAGGGAUUUGGAGGCUACGAUUGCUCGCAGCCCCAAUGCCCGACUGGACGGGCGUGGGUGGAAGAAGCAGCCACGAAUAAUGUCGCUCACAAUUCGAUUGUCCAGUGCUCAAAUGCGGGCCUCUGCAACAGUGCUGGUACUUGUAGAUGUCUUACCGGUUUUGAAGGAGCCGCAUGCAAUCGAAUGUCGUGUCCUACCAGUAACGGAGCUGUUUGCAACAACCGAGGAACUUGUCGGACACUUCGAGAGCUGGCAGCACUCACUCCCACCGCUACGUUUACCGCUGCAGGAUUCGUCUACGGAUCUGACCCCAACGCAUUAUCGACAUGGGAUGCAGAUAUGGCUCAGGGCUGCUACUGCGACAAGGUCCCGCUCGAUCGUGGAAAGAAUGUGCGUUAUUCAGGCUACAGCUGUGCCAAAACUCCAUGUCCGAGUGGCGAUGAUCCUUGGACGACCAACCAGGUGGACGAAGUGCAGACCGUGAGCUGCUCAGCUGACGGAGGGAGCUUCACUCUGUCAUUUCGGGGAGAAACCACUUUACCAAUCGCCUUCUCAGCAUCAGCUUCGGCGGUGAAAUUUGCAUUAGAGCGUCUACUCACAAUAACAAGCGUUAGUGUUUCCUUUGCGACCGGUGCAGUUGCUUGUUCAAGUGCUGGCAAUGCGAUGAGGGUGACUUUUUACUCGCCAUCGGGAGACCUACCGCUACUCAGCAUUUCUUCAGCGACAUUGACUCAUUCGACAGCCACUGUGGCCACAAAUGUUGUCCCGACUACUCAGGGCACCAAAGAAGACGCCAUGCUAGCGAAGCCUUUGGCCAAGUCGUUGGCCGUGUUGAUGAUCGUACCGAUCCCUGGUGACUGUAACUUUGAGCAGAAGUACACCGUAGCCAUGAGUAUGGACGAGAAAACGUUGAUCCCGAUGACGACAGUUAAACUGGACGCGAUGAAAGGUUUAGUGAAGGGCUUGGCGCAUGCAAGGUGCAAGACCCAGCUGGGAGAGUACAAACAGCGGAUUCAAUCAUUACUACAGCGUCCUCAGCAUCUGAAGGAAUUCGCAGGUCAUGUGGAGCGUGUACAGAGUCUCAAAUCCAAGCAGAAAGCGCUGGCAAAGAACACGAACGUGUGUACAAGAGAGCUACAAAGAGGAGACGGAAGCUGUCGAUGCUUCGUGGCCAGUCGUGUAGGCGAAAUGACUCAGCAGUUGGAUGCCAACAUCCAGCGUCUUGACGAACAAGUGCUGCAGCUGCAUAACCAGCUACAAGGAGGAUUAUUCGUCGAUGCAAGUCACUUCGAGGACCCUUCAGCGGUGAAAAGUGAGCUGGAGAGCGUCAAGCAGCGUCUCACUCAACUGGACGAACUCUCUAAGCAGUGCACCGAGUACCAGACUUUGUUCAACCUCAUGCCGUUUAAGUACCUCAACCUCCAGGCAACACAGGAGCAUUUUGCGACUGUGGAAUCUCUCUGGACAGCUGUUGAGAAGUGGAAUGAAUUGUAUCAAACUGCGAUGACAAGUCCUUUCUUUGAGGUGAAUACUGAAGAACUGUCGAAAGAUGCCGCUGUCGCUUUUAAAGAUGCCUACGCGCUGCAUAAGAAGCUGAGUAACGAUGUGACUGCUGUGCUUAAAGACCGUACAGCCGAGUUCAAGCUAAACAUUCCUACUCCUUGGUAUCCUGGAAUUCUCUUCACACUGGAGGACCUUGUGGCUUAUGACGUGCUGGAUAUGAAGGAUUUAGUCGGGGAAAUGUCGGCUGCAGCCUCGGGGGAAGCUCAGAUCGAGGCGUCAUUGCAGAAGGUCAAGCAUGGCUGGGACCAAAUGGAGUUCACGUGCGUGAUCCAUCGGGAACAGAACGACGUGUUCAUUAUGGGCAGUCUGGAGGAUAUUUUGAUGCUGCUUGAAGACAACCAGGUGAGUUUUCAAACGAUGAUGGGGUCACGGUUCGUUAUGGGGGUGAAAGUUGAAGUGGAACGAUCGAGUAAGCGGUUAUCUUUACUCUCUGAUACUCUGGACGAAUGGAUCUCGUGCCAACGUAGCUGGAUGUACUUGGAGACUAUUUUCUGUGCAGAAGAUAUUCAGAAGCAACUGCCAGUCGAAGCUCAAAAGUUUGCGCUUGUUGACAGAAACUUGAAGACAACAAUGUUACGGACCAAAAGCAAUCCCAGUGUCAUCCGAUCAGUUGAAGGUGGUCCAGAACUCUUGGAUAAGUUCCGAAUGUCGAACAGGCUCCUCGAAGAGAUCCACAAAUCGCUAGAAGACUAUCUCAAAACCAAACGGAUGGCUUUCCCAAGAUUCUACUUUCUCUCAAACGACGAGUUACUGGAGAUUCUCAAACUCCUGCACCCACAGGCCGUCGUCGUUGUCGACCGUGUUGUGCGUAAAGUUCUGGUGAAGACAGUGGCAGCGUUGUCGGUCGUGCUGGUGGAGUCGAUGGCCGUGCGUGACGUUCUGGUGGAGGCGGUGGUUGCGUUGUCGGUCGUGCUGGUGGAGUCGAUGGCCGUGCGUGAUGUUCUGGUGGAGUCGGUGGCUACGGUGCCGACGGCUGCCGUGUGGUGGAGGUUAUGUUCGUGUUCUUGGAGACCGUGGUCGCGUUAG
Messenger RNA from Phytophthora nicotianae INRA-310, 3729 nucleotides. RefSeq lists its product as hypothetical. Gene Ontology annotation, cellular component: dynein complex. NCBI's taxonomy places the organism in Eukaryota, Oomycota, Peronosporomycetes, Peronosporales, Peronosporaceae. The coding region runs from base 1 to 3729 and encodes 1242 amino acids. Gene Ontology annotation, biological process: microtubule-based movement. The record is from RefSeq and is a predicted model, not a curated record. The transcript is spliced from 16 exons. Gene Ontology annotation, molecular function: dynein light intermediate chain binding; minus-end-directed microtubule motor activity; dynein intermediate chain binding.